GUGCCCCAUAUCUCCAACUCGCUUACUAGUCUCGCGUCCCCUAUUUGAAAUACCGCUUUUGGUCUAAGCCCUUUCCAGCCUAGACUGCGGGCUCUAACGGCGAUAAAGUCGAUCACUGACGUUAAGCUCUAUCGCGGGGUCUGUUGCAUAAAUAAGAACCCCUCCAUCCUCUCUUUUUCCUUCGACAACAGCAACAAUCAAUCAAUCCAUUCAAUUCAAUUCAUUACCACACAAAUCAAUCAAAAUGGUCGCAUCAGGAGACAGCAUUCCCAGCGUGGAUCUCUUCGAGAAGGAGCCCGGUAACAAGGUGAACCUCGCACAAGAAUUCGGCUCCGGAAACGGACUUAUCAUCGGGGUUCCCGCUGCGUUUAGCCCUACUUGCUCUGAUUCGCAUAUCCCGGGGUACAUUGAGCAUGCCAAGACCAAGGGCGCAGGAAAGGUGUUCGUUGUCGCUGUGAACGAUGCUUUUGUCAUGAAUGCAUGGGGCAAGCAACUCGAUAAAGAAGGUGCCUCUGGUAUCCGUUUCCUCGCCGAUCCCUCGGGCGCGUUCACUCGCGCCCUUGAUAUGGAGUUCGAGUCUGCGGGCCUGCUUGGGAAUAACAGGAGCAAGCGAUAUGCUAUUGUGGUUGAGGGGGGCAAGAUUAAGAGUGUGCAUGCUGAGCCAGAUGCUGUUGGGCUGAGUGUUUCGGCGGCUGAUAAGGUUCUUGGUUAAGUGAUGGGCUUGGGAUAUAGAAUUUAGAGAGGGAUAUAGAAUAAUGGAAUCUUGGAUACAUUCAUGGAUGGCAUCACGGUCUUUCAUGUAGAGAAUCGGUGCCAGGUUAUCAAUUUCCUAAAGUCGUUAGUACCUCUUCGACUUGGCGG
This is a messenger RNA of Mollisia scopiformis, 861 nucleotides long. RefSeq names its product Redoxin. Gene Ontology annotation, biological process: cell redox homeostasis; hydrogen peroxide catabolic process; cellular response to oxidative stress. Lineage: Eukaryota; Fungi; Ascomycota; Leotiomycetes; Helotiales; Mollisiaceae. Gene Ontology annotation, molecular function: thioredoxin peroxidase activity. The record is from RefSeq and is a predicted model, not a curated record. Gene Ontology annotation, cellular component: cytoplasm; cytosol; mitochondrion. The transcript has 3 exons. Bases 245 to 712 code for a protein of 155 amino acids.